AUGAGCAACAACAGUAAUAAGAGAGCACCAACAACAGCGACACAGAGACUUAAACAAGACUACCUUCGAAUUAAGAAAGAUCCAGUGCCUUAUAUCUGUGCAGAGCCCCUCCCAUCUAAUAUCCUUGAAUGGCACUAUGUUGUACGGGGACCUGAAAUGACUCCCUAUGAAGGUGGCUAUUAUCAUGGGAAACUAAUAUUCCCCAGAGAAUUUCCUUUUAAACCUCCUAGUAUUUAUAUGAUUACACCUAAUGGAAGGUUUAAGUGUAAUACAAGGUUGUGUCUUUCAAUCACUGAUUUCCACCCGGAUACGUGGAAUCCAGCUUGGUCAGUCUCAACGAUCUUGACGGGCCUUCUUAGUUUUAUGGUGGAAAAGGGCCCCACACUGGGCAGCAUAGAGACGUCAGAGUUCACAAAAAGACAGCUUGCUGCACAAAGCUUAGCAUUUAAUUUAAAAGAUAAAGUCUUCUGCGAGCUCUUCCCUGAAGUGGUGGAGGAGAUUAAACAAAAACAGAAAGCACAAGAAGAGCUCAAUAACAGACCUCCAUCCCUCCCUUUACCAGAUGUUGUCCCUGAUGGGGAAGCACACUACGGUCAGAAUGGAAUACCCCUUCUUAAUGGGCAUGUACCAUUGGCACCUGCCAAUCAUCCAGGUCUCCAACAGGCCAAUCGUAACCAUGGACUUUUAGGCGGAGCUUUGGCGAACUUGUUUGUUAUAGUUGGUUUUGCAGCCUUUGCCUACACAGUCAAGUAUGUACUGAGAAGCAUAGCGCAAGAAUGAGGAUGAUAAAAGAAAUCCAAGACCAAAUUAGUGGUAGUUGCAGAAUGAGUGGGACUCUUUGGGCAUCUGACUCUGACACUGGGAUAAAUAUUUGUUUUACCAAGUCGCAGGUAAAACAUUGGUUGGCUCAUGGGUUAUGUUUGGGAAAUGGCAUAGUUUGGAUUAGUCAGAAAACUAAAAGAAGUUCUGCUCGCAGAUCCUCUUGUCCUCGCUACUAUUUAGUAGUGGCUCACAAACAAGUCAAAGCAUUAUUGAUGAGACGCUAACAUUUCUAGUGCUUUGAUUUUUAUAGCAGUUUUCCAUCUGUUAUUUGAAAUUUAAAAUCUUAAGCAAAUAGGGCUUUUUACUUCAUUGAACAAUUUUUAAAAUUUCACAAUUAAUGCAUAUCGUAUUUUAUUUUCAUUAGGGAAGAUUCUGUACAGGUGUUGAAAUGAUUCAAAUAGAGAUUUCAUGUGGACUUGGUAAGGGUUUGGUUAAUGUGAACAUUGAUGCUACAGAAGAUUGCUGGUUUCUUUUCUAAAAUGGAAUGAACAUCAUUGCAUAUCUAGUCAGUAGUGAUUAGAUGAGUGGGAAAAUAACACCAUGUGUGUUAAAUGUGUUGUCUAAAUUGUCACGAUGUAAUUGAAGGUUUUAUUUGGGCUACAAGAAAUGCAGUUGCCGGCCUUUAGGAAUGAUUAGCAAGAAGCAGCAUUUGAAUCAGUCUUCAGUGGGGCUGCCCAUAUCCAGUAUUGUUUUGGAUUUGUUCACUUACAGAUUUCCAUUUUGGGAGAUGUUAUAUUUGAAAGCUGUAAUACUUAAUUUUGAUCACAAGGUGCCACUGUUGAAAAAAAAAAUAAAACUACACACGCCACUGGAGAGUUGAUUGUGUAUUCAGAAAAUCUUCUCUGGAUUUCUUGGGCUUUGGUAAAUCAAGUAACCCUAGCCCUUGUGAAGAUAAAAAGACAAAUGAGUCUGAGUAACAAACCAUCUUCUUCAGAGUCAACUGAAUUAAUCUGAAGUGUCACUAGCUGAAGUAAACCCUUAAAAUUAGUUCCACUUGCUUACUUGAAGAUUUGCAUAAACUUAAAAAUCCACCACCACCACCAAAAGUCAAAACCCAAACCUUUCUAAUUCGUCUGAGGUUCUAGAAGCUUUUUGCUUUUAGGUAGAAGUUCAUCACUGUUCCCCUUCAUGAUUCCCCAUGAUGAUUGAUGACUGAAAUACCGAUGUUUGUUCAUGGGAUUACAGGACUGUGGAUAAACACUAAAGCUCCUAGGGUAGUUCAAAAGUAUGAAAUUACUUGUUUAACUGAGUUUGCUUGGUUUCUCCCCCCCCCUUAAUUUUAUCCAAAUGCUUUUUUUCAUCAGAGGCAAACUUACUGUGCCUUUCAUAAUUGACAGUGAUGCCUAAUCAUCUGGGGAAGAACACACUCACUGUUAAUGGUACAACAAACUGUCAAAGGUGGUAGCAGAGUAAAAAGCUCUGCAUCUAACUGCAUAGUCUUAUUUUAAGUAUUGCGAAGAGCCCAAAUAAAUAUUACCUCAUGUAUAAGAAUUUUUUUUGAAACGGUUUUAUUUUCCCUUUCAGAUUUGUUCUCUCUCUCUGCUUCUUGGUAUCUUGAAUUGUAAGCGAAAAUGUAUGUUAACCCAUGAGCCAUGCAGCUUAGAGCAUCAAUAAAUGUGACCAAUUCUCUGCAAUAGGUAGGAAUUAUCAAAACUAGCAGUACAGCUCUAUACUAAAGAAAUCUUAAAGCAGUUCUUACUGAGGUAGGGAAGGAGGAGAUGGGGAGUGGGGGGGUGGAAUUUGGAAAAGGCUGGAUUUUAAAAUGUAUUUAUAAAUCUUUGAUUUUUUUUUUUAUUUUGUGGUUUUAUCAAAUCUUAUUUAUAACUAUUUUUUAAUUUACCUCUUGUAUGUGCUUAAUCAGCUCUUGUAAAAAGAGAAGCACCGGUUGUAUCUACCUAGAAACAAUUAUGUUCUGUCGGUCUGGGGCUGUGCUGGGAAGGAAGGGGGAGUGUCAUGUCUUUCCUGCAGUGACAGGAUUUUCAGGAUGGCUUGUCAGACUGGUAUUUUUUCCUCAAAGCAUAUGGACCUGUAGCUGAGGCUGUUCUGCCUCAUAGAUCUUAGUAUCAUUCAAACAUGUUUGUGUUCUCGCAAUGCCUUUUAUUACCAUUGACAUCGCCUACAGACAGAAGCUUAUAAUUGGUUAUCUAUGUUUAUCUUAUCUUAUGGAAGUUCUUUUGUCCACAUAAAUGAAGACAAAGGCAAGGAGACCUUGGGCAUGGUGUGUUUGCAUCUUUUGUGAAAUGUACCUAACCAAGGUAAAAGAACUAGUAAAAUCCGGAGAUGUUGAAUAAAAGGCAUUUUAUUAUGUGACAAGAAGUUGGCCUUAAGCUACACCCAAGUAUUUGAAGGUGGGUCUCUUGUUUUUAGUAAGUGCCGCAAUUGGAAACAAAAAAACUUUGGUUAAACCCUGGACAUGCUGCAUUUUUUCUGAGGAUUGGUUGUAUUUAAAAAACAAAGCAAAACUUCCAAUUGCAGUUUCUCUUCAGUACCCUGGAUUCAGAGAAAGACUUGACAGUCAUUUCAGGUGCCAUUUGUUGAAAGCUAGGAGCAAUAGCUGACUGAACCCUUGCACCUAUGGCUUACAAGAUUUUGAUACGUCUCCUUGCUCCUUGCCUUUGGUAACGGAAGAUUUAUUCCCUUUUGUGUAGGUUUUACCGUUUUGUGUUUUUUAAAAGCAUUUAUAAUAGUAUGCAGUAUCUGAUCUUUUUGUUACCAAAGUCAUUAGAUGGAGUAAACCAUUCUUUGCCAUGCAAAAAUAUCAUGCCCUGAAGCAGUGCAUUACUUAAUGUAAUAAAACUAAAAGCUGUCCCUCAGUAUAUGAUAUUGGAACAAGUGUCUGGCCCUUCACUUUCAUGCUGCAAUUUCACAGAUUUCUGUAAGAUUGUUAUACACAGGUGGUAGGGAGUUUUUGCAGCUUGAAUCAGAAGACAUCUCAGUGGUCGCCUUUUAAAGAUCUCUUGAUUUUUAAAAUCCUGGAUUUGUGUGUAGUCAUAACUUUUCUCCCCCCUAAGACUUCAAGGUCACGGAAGUUACCUUACUUCAAGCAUGUACUGAGGAGUAGAAAUGACUGCAUUGUAAAGUUGUUUGUUCAUAAUAAACAUUCAUGAUAAAAUUUA
This is a messenger RNA of Aptenodytes forsteri (emperor penguin), 3938 nucleotides long. RefSeq names its product ubiquitin conjugating enzyme E2 J2 (gene UBE2J2). The transcript has 6 exons. The coding region runs from base 1 to 780 and encodes 259 amino acids. NCBI's taxonomy places the organism in Eukaryota, Metazoa, Chordata, Aves, Sphenisciformes, Spheniscidae. The record is from RefSeq and is a predicted model, not a curated record.